CUUUAUAUUACAAUAGAUAAGUAAAGAAAUAUCAAAUAGUUGUAAAGAUUUUUUUUUUUGGUCACGAGAACAAAAUAGCACCGUAGGCACCCCCAACUUGAUUUUUUUCGUUACCACGCAGUUUAGGUAUUGGAAAUGGCAGCAACAUCUUGUUUCCAUGGCUCUCUGUCUCUCAUUCCCUCGUUUAAAAGGUGUGAUUUAAUUAUGAUUGGAGAAAACAGUAAAUGGCUGCCUUUUUCAUAUUCCUCUUCCUCCUCAAGAAGCAGCAGAAGAAGAUUCCUCAUCAGAUUGAAAGUAGUCUCGAGGUCGUCUCCCGCUGCUCUGCGUGGCAUCAACUAUAGCAUUCCUCCGCCGGCGGCGGCGACCGACUCCAUAUCGCAGCUCAACGAGAGAAUCCGGCGCGAGCACAGCAACAGAGAAUCGCCUCCCAUAGAUUCCAAGGAGGCCGAAACUUACAUUAAGCUCGUCAAGGAGCAGCAGCAGAGGGGUCUCCAGAAGCUCAUGGCCCAGGCCAACACAGCUAAUUCCUCCACAAACUAUAAGGUGGAUCCUUACACCCUCCGCGCUGGGGACUAUGUCGUGCACAAGAAGGUUGGGGUUGGGAGAUUUGUGGGUAUCAAAUUUGUUGAUGCUUCUAAGGCUUCCUCCCACCCAGUCGAGUAUGUCUUCAUAGAGUAUGCUGAUGGAAUGGCCAAGCUGCCCAUUAAGCAGGCGUCUCGUAUGCUCUACCGCUUUCAUCUACCAAAUGAAACCAAGAAGCAUCGGGCGCUAAGCAAAUUGCAUGAUACUAGUGCGUGGGAGAGAAGAAGGAUCAAGGGUAAGGUCGCGAUUCAGAAAAUGGUUGUAGACCUGAUGGAGCUCUACCUCCACAGACAAACAGAGACGGCCUCCUUAUCCUAAAGUUCCCGCCAUGGCUGCUUUUGCAUCUCACUUCCCGUACGAGCCAACUCCAGAUCAGAAACAGGCGUUCAUGGAUGUGGAAAGGGAUUUGACUGAGCGAGAGAACCCCAUGGACAGGUUGAUUUGUGGCGAUGUUGGUUUUGGGAAAACUGAAGUUGCACUGCGUGCCAUAUUUUGUGUAGUCUCUGCUGGAAAGCAAGCUAUGGUUUUAGCCCCAACUAUAGUGCUGGCAAAGCAACAUUUUGAUGUUAUCUUGGAGCGAUUCUCUGCGUAUCCUAAUAUCAAAGUUGGACUUUUAAGUAGGUUCCAGGCCUGUAUGUUGGUUGGUCUGGGCCUCCGAUAUCUACAGAUUGCCUUAAAUGGGAUCUAUACUGGACAACUUUGGCCAUUGAGCUCCAACAGUACCAAUUAAUUUGCAGGAAUUAGUUUUUCUAUUACUGUAUUAUUCGUGAAUUUGUUUCAGUUGUAUAUCCAUUUUAUUUUUUAAAUUAGAGACCCUUCGGGCAAGUAGCCUUAGAUGGGAUUGAGUGAUGUUUCAGCGCCCUGAGUUCAUGAGUAAUUAGGACACUAUCUAGCAAAGAAACAGCAUGUUUUCUUAUCUGUGUGAGCGUGCUCUCGCAUGUGAUCUUAUGUUACAACAAAUACAGGCAUCACAUCUUGUAAUCAUUGAAUGAGCUUGAGUUUAAACAUGGUCUAAAGAGAAGCUGGCUUAUACACAUUUCUGUGACCUUUUCGUCCCUUUCUGUUUUUGGUAAAUUUUACAUGUGUUGUGAAUUUGAAAUGAACAUUGAAACUCAUUAUAAAAGACAUUGAUAGUUUAAGUUUGGAGUCCAUGAACUUGAACUGGUUUGUACCAUAGAUUUCAAUUACAUAAAACAUUGAGUUUCCGUAUGUGCAGUGUAUGAAAAAGAGAAUUGAUCAUGAGAGUGUCAUGGUCGUAAUCAGAUGAUUCAGAUCAUUUGCCCCUUAUAUUUUUUAUAAACUGGGUUUUGUGAUUAGAGAUGAGGAUUUAGGUGUGUUUGGGUUGAAUAUUGUGGCAAACUCUACCAUCACUAUUAAUUGUUUGAAUUACGGUUGUUAAUUGCUAGGUUUGGUUUGGACUUGUGGCACCUACUGAUGGAGGUUGCCUCCCUGACAUUUUACUUUUUGUGGUUAUCAUUUCACAUAUAUUGAUAGGAUCGUCAAUUCUACAAUUUUUUUUCCGGACUGUCUUAUUGAGCUAGCAAUUUCAUUUAUGAGUUCUUGCAUUGAUCCCUACUGUCCUGGUUUUAAAACUUCAUUUUGCAGUCUGUAUUAUUGUUGGUCUUCUUUCUUGGAUGCAUAAUAUUGUGUAAUGCUACUGCUUUUCUCUUGGACCACUUAUGAUAUAAGAUAUUCUAACUUCUCUAGUGUGGAAUCCAUGUUGAUUGAAUCACAACCAAGUCCGAGAAUGAGGCACAUCUGCAGAUGAUAAAACAAGGUGAUCUGGAUAUUAUAGUUGGGACUCAUUCAUUACUGGGCAAUCGUGUUGUUUAUAGUAACAUUGGGCUGCUUGUUGUCGAUGAAGAGCAGAGAUUUGGUGUAAAACAGAAAGAGAAGAUUGCUUCAUUCAAAACUUCUGUGGAUGUGCUCACACUUUCAGCAACACCUAUUCCAAGAACACUUUAUUUAGCGUUAACAGGGUUCCGUGAUGCCAGUUUAAUAUCAACACCUCCUCCGGAGAGGGUUCCUAUAAGAACCCAUCUUACUGCUUUUACCAAACAAAAAGUGAUAUCUGCAAUCAAGCAUGAGUUGGACCGAGGUGGCCAAGUUUUUUAUGUUGUACCUCGUAUAAAGGGGCUUGAAGAGGUUUUGGAAUUUUUAGAACAAUCAUUUCCAAAUGUUGAUAUUGCAAUAGCCCACGGAAAGCAAUACUCGAGACAACUUGAGGAAACCAUGGAAAAUUUUGCACAAGGGCAUAUUAAGAUUCUAGAAUGCACAAAUAUUGUUGAAAGUGGGCUUGACAUUCAAAACACAAACACCAUAGUAAUUCAAGAUAUUCAACUAUUUGGUCUUGCACAGUUGUAUCAGACACGUGAUGAUCCUCUAGGUUAUAAUCUUCCGUAUAAAUCUCUAAUCAAAACACGUGAUGAUCCUCUAGGUUAUAAUCUUCAUCUGCUAGCCAUGAUGUUCGAAAUUGCUUUUCUUCCCAUGAUUUAUCCCAAUGAAACUUAA
This is a messenger RNA of Striga asiatica, 3093 nucleotides long. Lineage: Eukaryota; Viridiplantae; Streptophyta; Magnoliopsida; Lamiales; Orobanchaceae. The record is from the annotation of a GenBank genome assembly.